CCAGACCAGGAAAACUUAUGACCAAAAAUGUUCUCAAAUGAGAAACUGCAAUGCUAAACGAGAUGGCCUCUACUCCGGUGACAAAACCCGAGCUGAAGUGAAGGACUUGCAUAGCAGAAUUUUGGUUGCAAUACGAAGUGCCGAAACAAUCUCGGAAAGAAUUGAAAAAGUGAGGGAUGUAGAGUUACAGCCACAACUUAUAGAGCUGCUACAUGGCCUAAUGAGGAACUGGAAGAUAAUGAUGGAAUCACACGAAACCCAAAACCGAAUCAUGUUUGAAGUUACUUCUUUCAAUUGUCCUACUUAUGGAAAGUUUUGUAACGACUCUCACCGUCUCGCCACACUUCAGCUUGUGGCAGAACUUCAUAAUUGGUGCUCUUGCUUUGUUGCAUAUUUAUCUGCACAGAAGGCAUACAUUGCAGCUCUCAGUGGGUGGCUUUCCAAGUUCAUUGCCCCUGAGGUAGAAUUACGCUCGAAGAAGAGGUUUUCGGCCCCGGCAUUAGUAGUCAAUGGACCACCUUUACUCGCAACUUGUCGUGAAUGGUUGGCUAGCUUGGAGAAGUUGCCGAACGAAGCUGUUAUUUGUGCAUUAAAAAGCUUUGGAAAGGAUAUGCACGCACUUUGGGUUCAACAGGGCGAGGAGCAAAAACAGAAGAGGAAGGUUGAUGGACUUGCCAAGGAACUCCAGAGGAAGGCGUUGGCAUUCCAGAGAACAGAGAGCAGGGUUCUUGGUACAAACUAUCAGAGCAGGAACUAG
Hibiscus syriacus is the source of this 757-nucleotide messenger RNA. RefSeq names its product protein ALTERED PHOSPHATE STARVATION RESPONSE 1-like. The record is from RefSeq and is a predicted model, not a curated record. The coding region runs from base 38 to 757 and encodes 239 amino acids. Lineage: Eukaryota; Viridiplantae; Streptophyta; Magnoliopsida; Malvales; Malvaceae. The transcript is spliced from 2 exons.